This is a messenger RNA of Drosophila kikkawai, 1551 nucleotides long. It is a transcript of the gene Art1, whose product is annotated as arginine methyltransferase 1. Gene Ontology annotation, biological process: peptidyl-arginine methylation. Gene Ontology annotation, cellular component: nucleus. Gene Ontology annotation, molecular function: protein-arginine N-methyltransferase activity. Lineage: Eukaryota; Metazoa; Arthropoda; Insecta; Diptera; Drosophilidae. The record is from RefSeq and is a predicted model, not a curated record.
AUAAAAAUUCGACCCCCGGUCACAACACUGUCGGGGCCAGUGUUGAAAAGCUACUUUUUAAACUAGCGUGCUGUAGGAAUAUUCCAUUUUUUUAGUCGCUACCUUUUUCGACGUGAAAAACCAAAGAGACGCCGGAAAAAUCAGAAAUGGCCAGCACAGACAUCCCGAUGGAGGCAGCCGUGGAAACGGCUACCGGCCUCACGCCCAAUUCAAACAAUGUGCUGAAGAAGGUGCCCGCCAGCGCCGGACCCGGAACGGGCGAGGAGGCGUCCGCCGCCAAUGAGAUGACGUCCCGCGAUUACUACUUCGACUCGUACGCCCACUUUGGCAUCCACGAGGAGAUGCUGAAGGACGAGGUGCGGACCGUCACAUACCGCAACGCCAUGUACCACAAUAAGCAUCUGUUCCAGGGCAAGACCGUCUUGGACGUGGGCUGCGGCACCGGUAUCCUGUCCAUGUUCGCCGCCAAGGCCGGCGCCGCCCAGGUCAUUGCCGUUGACUGCUCCAAUAUCAUUGAGUUCGCCCGCCAAGUGGUCAUAGACAACAACUUGCAGGACGUCAUAAAGGUGGUCAAGGGCAAGAUCGAGGAGAUAGAACUACCCAAUGGUAUUGAGGGCGUGGACAUUAUCAUAUCCGAGUGGAUGGGAUACUGCCUCUUUUACGAGUCCAUGUUGGACACAGUGCUGUACGCGCGCGACAAGUGGCUCAAGCCCAACGGUAUGAUGUUCCCGGACCGGGGCACACUAUACAUCACUGCCAUCGAGGAUAGGCAGUACAAGGACGAGAAGAUCAACUGGUGGGACGAUGUGUAUGGCUUCGACAUGAGCUGCAUCCGCAAGGUGGCCGUGACCGAGCCGCUGGUCGAUGUGGUGGAUCCCAAGCAAGUGGUGUCCACGUCCUGCAUGGUCAAGGAGGUGGACCUCUACACCGUGCAGAAGGCGGAUCUCAACUUCUCGUCCAAGUUCAGCCUGAUCAUCAAGCGCAACGACUUCGUGCAGGCACUAGUCACCUACUUCAACAUCGAGUUCACCAAGUGCCACAAGCGACUUGGGUUCAGCACGUCGCCCGACUCCACGUACACGCACUGGAAGCAGACGGUGUUCUACCUGGACGAUCACAUGACGGCCAAGAAGAACGAGGAGAUAACCGGGACGUUCCAAAUGAAGCCCAACGAGCGGAACAACCGCGACCUGGACUUUGUCAUCGACAUUAAUUUCAAGGGGGAGCUGUCGGAGAUCCAGGAAUCGAACACAUACCGCAUGCGCUAGGGGCUCAGAGCCCUCUGCCUCCGGAAAGGAUAUAAACAAUGACUAGACCUAAGGUUUAUUCCAGUGCGAAAAUGUGCAACGCCAACGAAUCUGUGUUGCCGCGUCUUCUCUCUCCCCUAAGUUUAAAGUGUGUACCUUUGUUAGUAUACCUAAUAUUUUUACAACUGUGCGCCUGUUUAAAUUAUUAUUCGAACAUACUUCUAAGGAAAGUUGUACAGUAGCACGUCAAUUCUCAUCAUAAAUAAACUGUGCCUCGCAGCACUUCCCCCUUUUUGCCGGAAAA